This is a messenger RNA of Gaeumannomyces tritici R3-111a-1, 5203 nucleotides long. Its product is annotated as phosphatidylinositol-4-phosphate 5-kinase its3 (PtdIns(4)P-5-kinase). Bases 822 to 4163 code for a protein of 1113 amino acids. Gene Ontology annotation, biological process: phosphatidylinositol metabolic process. The transcript has 3 exons. NCBI's taxonomy places the organism in Eukaryota, Fungi, Ascomycota, Sordariomycetes, Magnaporthales, Magnaporthaceae. Gene Ontology annotation, molecular function: phosphatidylinositol kinase activity. The record is from RefSeq and is a predicted model, not a curated record.
GCCGCAGGUGGCCCCGCAACUGGGCUGCCACUUCGCAGGCUGGUGGCACUGCAUGUGCAUCCAAUUUGCAUUUGCGUUUCUGCCCCAAGUCAUCAAUCCAUGUGCUGCGCUGGCGUCCCCAACUUCCCUUCCCGCCUUGUCACGCCCAGGUAUUGACACUGCCACCAACUGCCCGUCGUGUAAAGAGGGCAGGCUUAUUGCCUUGGAUGCCUUGUCUUGACUCUACGCGCGCGCAUUGGUGGUCGCCGUGUGUCCCUGUCCUGUACUGUAUGCCAUUUGAUCCUCGCUCCAGCGCAUAGGGCGGCUCCAUUUCGUCAGCGUACGUGGCACCCGGGCGACCUUCUUCCCGCAGCUCUGGCUGUGCCGAGCGAUUGAGUGCCCCCUGACGGUCCAAUCCAGCAGCGCUCCGUCCCCCCAAUUUCUGCCUCCCCAGCCCUCGCACCACAACCCGAAAGCCCGAAGCGGUUUUUCGAAGCUGGUCCCCUGCAGAGCCAAGCACUCCUGCUCAACAGGAGCCACACACCUCACCCGGCUGGACCAUAACCGCCAUCCACAGCCCCCUGUGCUAACUCCCUCUUCGAUCCUCUCCUAUUUUUUUCUGGUCCCUGGUCACGACACAGCACAACACCGACUAAUCGUGGACCGACCGGAACGGCUGCCCAUCUGAGCAUGUCUAGGGCAAUCGGCCGCCACUCGCCCUUCUCCUAACAACGCCCCCAUUUCCCCAGCAUCCUUUGGCAGCCGUCAUCGCUCCUGGGCCGCUCAGCAGGCUCGAUACCCCCCAAACGCCCCCAUCCCCAGCCGCCUCGCCCGACGCGGAAAUGCCCUCGUUCCUGACCCAGCAGCACGGGAGCAACCACGCCUACGGCCGCAACAGUGGCAUCGUCCACCUCGAUCUCGACGGCUCUUACGACGGCUUCUCACGCGACAAGGUCAAUGGACCACAGCACACGUCCAAAGAAUCCUCUUCGCACAACUCAAAUGACAGUUUCGACGCGGCUUCCAGCAGCAGUUCUAGCAACACGUCUACCGGCUCGUCCACCGCCUGUCCCGCCAACGAGCGUCUGAACGGCGCCGGCGCGGCGGACGCUGCCAGGGAGAGAUUCAGGACCGCAGCCAAGGCCGCCGCCAUGAAUUCGGCGACGGUUAUGGUCAAUGGGAGGACAGGCGUCGAAAAGCUGGGAUCGGUCCAGUCCGAGAUCCUGACACGCAAGUCGCUCUCGAACGGGAUUUCAUCCAUGACGCUGGCCGAUCGGACUGUCGCGCCGCCACAACAACCAAACCAUAACCAUCAGCAGCACAAUCACGAGCGUCCUCGCACGCCACCGCACCGAUUGAGCAAUGGCACACGGGACGCUAAUCCCUCGUUCGUGCCAAACAAUCACAGCAGGGACAGCCACCCGUGGUCUUCGGUGGCAUCGACAAAUGGCGAAUCGAUACCACCGACUCCUCACGAGAUGCAAACGAGGCACGUAAACAAGGGCGACUUCACGCCUCUGGAUACAUCUCCGCCUAGUGCCACCCUCAUCGUACCAUCUAGCAGUCUGCCUGGCUUUUUCUCCACCCCGAUCAGUCCUGGUAUAUCGAGCCCUUUGUCGGAGCCGGGCAAUCGCCACACCAACCAGCCGCACAGGUUUUCCUCGCCGCCUCACUAUCAUUCAGCGGGGGGCACGCCCAGCUCAUCCUCUGCCGCUCUGGCCCCACCUGGCCAGGGACUGAAGCAUCGCCAUACCCUAGAGGUGCCCAAAGCCGGGCCCUCUCGAGGCUCUCGGGAUGGGGUAGACACGGCCUAUGCCAGCGGCCGCUUUUCGCCCACGGGCACCCCAGUUGGUGGCCGGAGGCCAUCGUUGAGCUUGGCUCGGAGGAACACGAGAUCGCUUCACUCCGAUAUGCCGCGAGACGAGGUCAUCCCCGACGACGAUGCUCUUAGGUGGGCCGAAGCCUAUCGCCAGAAGCGCGCCAGCAAGCGGAAGCGCUUGGAGUUGGAGGACGAUGAUCGCGUGCUCGUUGGCACCAAGGUCGACGAGAGCCAUGCCAACUGGGUCGCCGCCUACAACAUGCUGACUGGAAUCCGGGUUUCGGUCUCGCGCACAAAUGCGAAGCUCGACAGGCCACUGACCGAUGAAGACUUUCAGACGAAGCAAAAGUCUACUUUUGACAUCGCCGGUAACGAGCUUGUCCCUUCCGCCAAGUAUGACUUUAAGUUCAAGGACUACGCCCCGUGGGUGUUCCGACGACUUAGGGCUCUAUUCGGCCUUGACCCGGCGGACUACCUCAUGUCUCUGACCGGAAAGUACAUCCUUUCCGAGCUCGGCUCACCUGGAAAAAGUGGCAGUUUCUUCUACUUUUCGCGCGACUACAAGUACAUCAUCAAGACCAUCCACCAUGCCGAACACAGGUUUCUGCGCAAGAUCCUCAAGGACUACUACGAACAUGCUCAAAACAACCCGAACACGCUGUUGUCGCAGUUCUACGGGCUGCAUCGUGUCAAGGUCCAGUACGGCAGGAAAAUUCACUUUGUGGUCAUGAACAACCUCUUCCCACCGCACCGCGAUAUCCACCAGACCUUCGACCUCAAAGGCUCGACGGUUGGCAGGGAGUACAGGGAGGACAACCUGGGCACGAACCCCCGGGCAACGCUCAAGGACCUGAACUGGCUGCGGCGGCAGAAGCAUCUGGAACUCGGAAUCCAGAAGAAGCAGCUUUUCUUGGAACAGCUGAGGAGGGAUGUGAAAUUGUUGCAGAAGCUCAAGAUCAUGGACUACUCGCUCCUGAUUGGCAUCCACGAUCUGAAGAAAGGAAACGACGAGAAUCUGCGGCACAAGACGCUCCAGGUGUUUAACCCUGGAGGUGCCGCGGACGCAGACGACCAGGAUCCGGGGAAGUCGGUGCUUCUCCGUACGCUGUCCAAGUUGGAAAACCAACGCAAGGCCCGGGAGCUCCGACAGAUGAUCAAGUCGGAGCGCCCGAUUCCGAUGGGCGAGGGCAGCAGCACUAUGCCCGACGAGCUCGAGGAGGGGACAAGAUCCGACUGUGUUUUCUACAAGGACGAUGGCGGAUUCCAAGCCACCCACGAAGACAACACGCCGGGAGAGGAGAUCUACUACCUCGGCGUCAUUGACUGCCUAACUCACUACGGAAUAAUCAAAAAGAUUGAAAACUUCUGGAAGGGACUCUCGAGCGACCGAACCCAGAUAUCCGCCCUCCCUCCAGAAGAAUACGGCGACCGCUUCCUUGACUUCAUGUCGGGCAUAACAAUGUCUCCCGAAGAGGCUGCGCGCGACGCGAGAGAUCGCGAGGCGAGAGAGCAGGCAUCCGCUGCAGCAAUUGCGGCGGCUGAGCGACACGAUGCCGCGGGCAAAGGAAAGGAGCGUGUCUCGAGCUGGAAUAGCAGUAUCCGGCGGAAGUCAACAUCGGGUCCUUCUGGCAUUCCGCCCAUCCCUACUCACCAACCCCCUCCGAUUCCGCAGAAGGCCUCCCCCGCGCGGUCGCCCGAGGCAGAUGCCGUAAUCCGGAGGGCUGAGCAGGAGGCGUUCAAGAACCAAGAUCGCGAGCACGACGUCCCAGAGAGGGUCAUCCGUACGAUGGUCCCGGCUCCAGGGGGACUCUCCACCUCAGCAACCACCGCUCCCAACAGCAUUCUGGUGAAUGGCCUCGCAAACUCUGCGGGGCCUUCGGAGCGUCGCGAGUCUCUCCAAGGCAAUGCAGUGCUUCCCGUUGUGGAGGAGACUGCCGAGGCAUCGUCUACUGGGGGACGCAGCAGGAGCCGCGUCUCGAUCAGGUCGGCUCUCUCGACGACGGAUAGCGAACGUCCGGUCACGCCAGCCAAAGACGCGCCUAGCCUCCCUGCCAUGUCGCAACAAGCCGGCUUUGGGAUCAUGUCGUACAGCUCCAGUCGUGGAAGCAACAGGCCUCCUGGGCACCCGCCGCCGACACCUCCCAAGAGCAGCCAUCUAAAGCCCGAGAGCGCCGAUAGCGGAUACGGAGUCGUGGGUGGGGGUACCAGUGUCUCCACCGGCAGGGCCAGAUCUGGCUCUGGCUCGGCAAGCCUGGGCAAGGGCGGCAUCAGCCGGAGCAGUCUGGAUAAGGCCCUACCACCGCUUCCUGGCAAGAACGACCGUCUCCACCUUGACGAAUUCGGGGCAGCUCUCGAUCGACUAUGAUUGCGCUUAUAACAUACCGGCAGUUGCAUCAGGCCAUCGAGUCGACCCAUCUAUAUAUAGGGCAUACUGUGCGCGAGGGGCUUUGGAUUAAUCUCUCUUUUGCAAGUCGGUCGCCUAGGCGAGAUUUGAGGGCCUCUUCACGGAGGGCGGAGCCGAAAAAAAUACUGCAAACAACCCCCUUCCUUGGCUGCUUCUUUGAGCAUUUUGGGAAACCCUUGCAGCCCUUUCUUUUCCAUAUUUCCAUGUCUUCCCAUUCUCCUUGAUUCUCUACUCUAUUCCCGCGACAUCGUCAUGAUACCACACUAUUGCAUGGAACAAGCAUAAAAUCAGCCUUCUGUCUCCUGUCAGUCUCUUUUGUCGAUGCGUAUCUGCUUUCCUUUGUUGAAAUACUUUUAUCUUUUUUUUCUUCUUGUUAGCCACCUCUUGGUCCUAUCCACCUUGUUCUCCAUUCCCUCUUGUCACAUCCCCCACCUGAUCCCAAGUCGCUCCGACUCACCUCAUGCCCUCCUGUGCCCGCUUUCUCCAUUUUCGCCUCCCCAUCCAUCCGCUCGCUACCCAAGGUCCCUUGAAUAUCCCGACGUGUGCGGGCCGUUUGUUUGGCAGACAAUCAUGACCGGAUGGAUCACAGCUUUGAAACGGGGAACCAGUGAUGUCCUUUCUCUUCAUUUUGUACGGCGCCUCAUGCUUGGUUCAUAUCGUUUUGCUCUUCGUAAAGCCCGUCUCUGCAGCCCCUUGGCCAAGCUAGAUACGCAGGGGGUGGUUAUCGGGAGGAUGCGGUCGCAAACGAGGAUGCGGUCGGCGAUGGUCAUAUUGUAGAUAUAAUAUUCUCGUGGUGUCUUUUGUCACUUUUUUUCCUUCUACUUUUUCUUGACGGCAAUACCUCAUAGACCUCCGUUGGAUGCAGCUUUCUCCCGGGCGGGGAAGGGGGGGUGAAAUAGAAAGGUCGUUAGCAGUUUAGAAUAUGAGACUGUCCAUUCUGUAGCAUUAGGCCUGUGCACAUGAAUGAUUCCUGACUUGCUUGGCAUGUGGUUGGGUUAGCG